AGAUAUAAGCGGCCGCGGGCCGCUGAUGGGGUGUCAGCUGCGGAGUCUCCAUCUGGCAGAGCCGCGGCUGCCCAGGAGGAGGAGAACGCGGAGCCGGCCGGACCGACAGACGCGGCCCCCUUUCCCCAGCUCGCUCUGCCUCCUAGGAGCUCGCCGCGCGGUUCAGAUCCCUCCCGCCCCCAGCAGCCCAGAGCCGGAAUGGAAACGGUGCAGGAGCUGAUUCCUCUAGUCAAGGAGAUGAUGGCCCAGAAGCCCAGCCGGAAGCUGGUGAAGCUGUACGUGGUGGGCGGCGUGCUGGCCCUGUUCGGCAUGAUGCUGGGCUUGGUGGAGACCGUGUGCAGCCCCUUCACGGCCGCCAGCCGCCUGCGCGACGAGGAGGCCGCCGUGGCCGCGCUGCGGGCUGUCCGGGAGCGCCAGGCCCUGCAGGCACGGUCCUUGCAGGAGAAGGACAAACAACAGGAGGGCAUCCUCUGCAGCCGGCCCCUCGCCAACCGGCAGCACGCCUCCUAGAAACAGUGGGAGGCCAGCAGAGGUGGGGAGAGAGGAGAGAAAGAGAGAGAGCAAGAAAGGAAAAGAGAGAACCAGAGACUGAGUGAUUCAAGUAGAGAGAGCAGGAGUCCUGUGCUGUUUGGACUUACCUCGGAGAAGCCACUGACUCUCAGAAAUGAGCUAGCUCGCAGAUCCACCAAAAGGAAUCUGGGAUGAGUUUGCUGCUGUGCAGCGAUGCAGAAGGAGGACAUGUUCAAAACUACGUAUCUUUGAGCCCAGUGCAUCUACCAUUUGCACUACAGCAGAAGGAGGAGAAAUGCUUUUUAUAUUAUUGGUAUUAUUAUUAUUAUUGUUUUUACAAUGACCAUCAUUUUUAAAUAAAAAACGUUUUGUACUAUA
This is a messenger RNA of Pteronotus mesoamericanus, 888 nucleotides long. RefSeq names its product G0/G1 switch 2 (gene G0S2). Gene Ontology annotation, cellular component: mitochondrion. Gene Ontology annotation, biological process: positive regulation of extrinsic apoptotic signaling pathway. Bases 199 to 510 code for a protein of 103 amino acids. The record is from RefSeq and is a predicted model, not a curated record. The transcript has 2 exons. NCBI's taxonomy places the organism in Eukaryota, Metazoa, Chordata, Mammalia, Chiroptera, Mormoopidae.